AUGUGUGAGGGUCCUGGCCACAGCGGGAGGACCAGAUCGAGCACUGACCUCUGCAGAGACCUCGGCAUCUCUCCUGGUCCGGCUUUGGGAGAGCCACUGCGCUGUCACCGUCUGUCCCCUGGGCAGCCCUGCAACGGGAACAACAAACAGGACAUGAAUAACUUGUCGUCUUUGGGGUACAAGACACGGGCUACAUUAAAACCUGAUGCCGUCCCAACAGUCUUCAAACGAAAGAAGCCGAGCGAGGCUUCCCCGACUCCCGCAAGGACGGACAGACGCACACUUCUGACCCACAAGCUCGAACACCGCAGGUCAAAUGAGGUCACCUCAAGCGUAGCUAUGGAGAAAGAAGGUUUACUCCGAGCAUUAGAUCAGCUCAACAGAAAUGACGUUGUCAUCAAGGAGUUGGUUACAGAUAGGCAUCUAUCAAUUCGCAAAAUGAUGAGAGAAACAAAGCCUGAUAUAAAGCACAGUGUUGACGUCUGGCAUCUUGACAAAGGUUUAGGAAAGAAGCUUCUUGCAGUCAGUAAAGAGAGAGACCGUGGUCUUGUCAGUGAAUGGAAACAGUCCAUCUCAAAGCACAUCUAUUAG
This is a messenger RNA of Knipowitschia caucasica, 591 nucleotides long. The record is from the annotation of a GenBank genome assembly. NCBI's taxonomy places the organism in Eukaryota, Metazoa, Chordata, Actinopteri, Gobiiformes, Gobiidae.